CUCAGCCAGCGCUCGCUCGUCGGAAUGCUUGCGUUUAGCUUAGACGUGUUGCCGGACUUACUUACUGUCAGUACACUGUUGUGUUCUCUCCAUUACGAUUUUAGGUAGCCACAGUACGCAAUGCUCCACCAAGCAUUCGUCGCCUCCGUUCUAGCGAUAUCUCUCGCAUGUCCGGCCAUGGCUUGGUUAUCCUUUCAUGGCCGGAGUAACAAUGAAUUGGUCAACUACUUAAAAAGGAUUGACAUCAUUGUGAGCGACAAAGUAGAAACCGUCAUGAAAUCAGUGGACCGCAGAAACUAUGCCAACCACAACCCAUACGAUGAUUCGGCACAAGACAUCGGGUACGCUGCUACUAUCAGCGCUCCGCACACGCACGCACGGGCACUAGAAUCUCUGAAAGAUCAUCUACGCGAUAGAGCCAGGGCUCUAGAUGUCGGAUCGGGCAGUGGCUACAUAACGGCUUGCAUGGCUUUGAUGGUCGGCAACGACGGAUUGGUUGUAGGCAUCGAUCACAUUCCAGAGUUGGUGAACACGUCUAUUGCGAACAUUAAGAAGGAUCAACCAGGUCUUAUCGAGUCCAAGAGGAUCAAGCUGAUUGUUGGAGAUGGCAGACAAGGGUUCGCUCCCGACAGCCCCUACGAUGCCAUUCAUGUUGGAGCGGUCGCCCCGGAAUUGCCCAUGAAGCUGCUGCAACAGUUGAAGAAUGGAGGUCGCAUGGUCUGCCCAAUUGGUCACGGGGGCUUGAGUCAGAAACUGGAGCAAAUCGACAAGCUUCCAGACGGGACGGUGAAAAGAACCGAGCUGGCCGACGUGGCGUUUGUGCCACUCACGGACAGAGAAUCCCAGCGGCUCUCUAGCAGGUUACUAUCUUGCUGCACAAAGUCCUCUACGUUGCGGUCAGGGCCGUGCAGACUGCGCAGCAGCACACCUGAAAGACAGCAGGCAUGCAUAAAUGCAUGCAUGUGGUGAAUGCCGGUAUAGAAUGAAUAUAGAAAGUGGAUUCUAAAGCACUAAAAGAACGCGUUUUAGGUGCAAAAAAGGACCCCAAAAAGCAUGUAUUUUCUCGGAACAGGCACGGUCAAUAUUGCACUACCAGCACUAGGAGCGAUGCCGUCAGGGUUGGUUGCUUUACGGUAGCAUCCCACUCUAUCGCGUGCAUUUGUGUGACAAUUGCUACUCAGAAAUGAUACGCUUGUAAGUAAAACUUCUUAUGUCGUUCCUCGUUGCACUGCAAAGAUUCCACAGCGCCAGCGAGAGAGAGAGAUAGGAAGAAAAAUGUGGAAUAAAAUAUUUUGGCGUUCACAAAACC
Ornithodoros turicata is the source of this 1309-nucleotide messenger RNA. RefSeq names its product protein-L-isoaspartate(D-aspartate) O-methyltransferase-like. Gene Ontology annotation, cellular component: cytoplasm. Gene Ontology annotation, biological process: protein modification process. The transcript has 6 exons. Lineage: Eukaryota; Metazoa; Arthropoda; Arachnida; Ixodida; Argasidae. The record is from RefSeq and is a predicted model, not a curated record. Gene Ontology annotation, molecular function: protein-L-isoaspartate (D-aspartate) O-methyltransferase activity. Bases 121 to 969 code for a protein of 282 amino acids.